Molecule: messenger RNA, 264 nt
Organism: Plasmopara halstedii
Lineage: Eukaryota; Oomycota; Peronosporomycetes; Peronosporales; Peronosporaceae
Exons: 2
Coding region: 1-264 (87 amino acids)
Source: RefSeq, a predicted model, not a curated record
AUGAUCUACAUCAGUCAAAGCUACUUUGGUAUUCCAAAGACGAUUCGCAUCAACAGUCAGUAUGUCGUUCUUGGUCGAAACUUGACCCAGCGUGACCUCGCAAUUAUUUGUCGUGAUCUUCCAAGCGAUAUGCCAGUCAGAGAAUUCAUUGAUCUCUACAAGCGAAUCACAAGCAAAAAAAUGUCUACCAUGAUGAUCGAGAGAAAGAUUUACCAAAACAAGCUCAACGUAAUUUCAUUGUUGGUUCCUUGCAUUGGACAGUAA